This is a messenger RNA of Peromyscus maniculatus bairdii (prairie deer mouse), 607 nucleotides long. Lineage: Eukaryota; Metazoa; Chordata; Mammalia; Rodentia; Cricetidae. The record is from RefSeq and is a predicted model, not a curated record.
CGGGAUGAGCGCGCCCAGCAGCUGCUGGACGCCGUGGAGCAGCGGCAGCGGCAGCUCCUGGACACCAUCGCCGCCUGCGAGGAGAUGCUGCGGCAGCUUGGCCGCCGGCGUCCGGAGCCGGCUGGUGGCGGGAACGGUUCAGCCAAGUCCGGAGCGCCGCCCCAGCCCGCUGUAUCUGCCAGAGGUGGCCUUCCAAAGGAUGCUGGCGAUGGAGCUGCGGAGCCUUGACCAUUUCCUAGCCGGGCACCCUGACUUCUGUCCCUUUCCAGGGCCGGUGGCUGGACUCUGACCAACUCCCCUCACUAAAGGGGCCAGUCUUCACUGGCAGUUGCUGGUACUUGGCCCUCAGCCUGGGAUGGCAACUUUGCAAGCAGCUGGGUUCACUCCCACAUCGUCCUGGCUGAAGGCAGUACUGUGUUUGGAAAUGUAGCCAACGAAUACCCAGUCUUGAGUACUCGGAUUCGGGCAGGCCAGCAGUGCUGGCCAGAGUGGUCUAGCCUGCUUUGGGGGUUCCAGGUGGUAUUACUUGUUCAUUUCAUGCUUUGGGGGCUAUCAGCCCCACAAAACACUUCAGCAGAGUCUUGAUUAAAAGGAAACCUGUAGACAA